AUGGAGUUCCUGUUUGGGAAGAGGAAGACCCCGGAGGAGAUGCUGAGGCAAAACCAGAGGGCACUGACUCGGGCCAUGAGAGAUCUGGACAGAGAGCGACAAAGACUGGAGCAGCAGGAGAAGAAAAUCAUAGCUGACAUUAAGAAAAUGGCCAAACAGGGACAGAUGGUGAGAGAAUAAGAGGGCAAAGAUAAGAGGCUUUAAAGGGGAAAAGUCUUGAUGCUUUAAUAUCAAUCGUUAUGCUUCAUUUUAAAAUUCUUACUCCUCUGUUACCAUUCCAGGAUGCUGUGAAAAUCAUGGCAAAGGACUUGGUUCGCACAAGGCACUAUGUGAAGAAAUUCAUUAUGAUGAAGGCAAAUAUCCAGGCUGUCAGUCUGAAGAUCCAGACUCUCAAGUCAAACAACAGCAUGGCACAGGCAAUGAAAGGAGUCACAAAAGCCAUGGCUACCAUGAACAGACAGGUGAUCAUUGUUUCAUUGUUUCAUUGUAUCAUGUGAUUGAUUCCUGUUAAAAACACAAUCCAAUUCUGUUUUAGAGGAUAACUUGCCAUUAGAACUGUAAAACACUAAUAAUAACCCAAAACGUUUGUAGUCAUUCUUGUUACCAGUGAAUUGUGCCAAUACAUUCUAUAGGCUCACGUCAUAUGUUCACUUCCCCUACACAGAUGAAGUUGCCACAGAUUCAGAAGAUCAUGAUGGAGUUUGAACGACAGAGUGAGAUCAUGGACAUGAAAGAGGAGAUGAUGAAUGAUGCCAUAGAUGAUGCCAUGGGUGAUGAGGAUGAUGAAGAAGAGAGGUAGGGGGUUCAUGACAGAAAUUUCCAGCCAAAUCAUUAAAAUCUCAAAACCAAAUCAAAUUUUAUUUGUCACAUGCGCCGAAUACAACAGGUGUAGUAGACCUUACAGUGAAAUGCUUACUUAAAAGCCCUUAACCAACAAUGCAGUUUUAAGAAAAAUAACUGUUAAGUAAAAAUAAAAAAAUAAGCCUGCACUACCUCAAUUUGAUCACAUCGUUAUUCGUGAAUGUUAUAUUAAAUUGUACUAUUCAUAUUUUUUGGCAUACUUUUGUUAGCUGGUAAAUCUAUGGAAACACUAACUCUCACUGUUUUAUUUACAGUGAUGCCGUUGUGUCCCAAGUGUUGGACGAGCUGGGUCUCAAUCUCUCUGACGAACUCUCAAGUAAGGAAUACAGUCAAGUUAUUGCGCUUGCAGUUAGUCAAAUUUACAACUGCAUUCACUACAAUGUUGUAGUAGUGAUACAGCUGGUUGUCACUUCAUCAAGAUUCCUAUGUAUACUGAUUGAUUGGAUUGAUUUCCUUGCUGUUCAUUUAGAUCUGCCAUCCACGGGAGGUAGCCUCUCCGUGGCAGGUGGGAAGAAAGCUGAACCCCAGCCAGCCCUGGCAGAUGCAGAUGCUGACCUGGAGGAGAGACUGAAUAAUCUCAGGAGAGACUGA
Coregonus sp. 'balchen' is the source of this 1452-nucleotide messenger RNA. The record is from the annotation of a GenBank genome assembly. Lineage: Eukaryota; Metazoa; Chordata; Actinopteri; Salmoniformes; Salmonidae.